CCAGCUGACUGACCACGUGACUUUACGGAAGCAACAGUGUCAACAUCAUGCAUGGACCCUGAGCUAUGCCUUGGAAACAAACCAUCAAAAUGUUGCGUUAUUUCACCUUAUUGUUCAUAUUUGGAUGUGUGAGCAAAGUGUUGUGUCUUCAGAGUUCAUGUAGCGCAGAACCUCCAGGCCCGGAAAGAGCGGCGGGCUGCGGUUGUGAUAAGCUGACUAGAGACGCUCCAACUGUGGAUCCCUUGGACGAGGAUGAGGGUAAAGCAGCUUCCACAGAUCCUGAUCUCAAAUACUCCAAAGACGCAAAUGACAGGACGAAUCAGGUGCAGGACAAUGAGCGGGAAACACAAAGUCCGAUGGUGCAGAUUUCUGGAGGGGAGUUCCUGAUGGGAACAGACAACCCAGGCAUCCCCCCAGACGGUGAGGGCCCCCAGAGAAUGGUGUAUGUGGACUCCUUCAACAUAGACAUCCAUGAAGUCACUAAUCAACAGUUUCAGAGCUUCGUCCUUGCGACAGGAUAUGUGACUGAGGCAGAGAAAUUUGGAGACUCGUUUGUUUUUGAGGGACUUUUGAGUGAGCCAGUGAAAAGCCAAGUCACUCAAGCAGUGGCCGCUGCCCCUUGGUGGCUUCCAGUCAAAGGAGCCUCCUGGAGGCACCCUGAGGGCCCAGACUCCAACAUCACAGACAGGCUCCAUCAUCCUGUUUUGCAUGUCUCGUGGAUAGAUGCUGUUGCCUACUGCUCCUGGGCUAACAAGAGACUCCCUACAGAAGCAGAGUGGGAGUAUGCCUGCAGGGGUGGCCUGAAAGACAGACUUUAUCCAUGGGGAAACAAGUUGAACCCUAAAGGACAACACUUUGCUAACCUCUGGCAGGGAGACUUCCCCACACACAACUCUGGAGAAGAUGGGUAUAUCAAAACUUCACCGGUGAUGUCCUUUCCUCCCAAUGCUUUUGGUCUGUACGACAUGGUGGGGAAUGCAUGGGAAUGGACAGCAGACUGGUGGACUGUGCAUCACACCACGGCCCCGCAACGCAACCCAACGGGGCCUCCCUCGGGCAAAGAUAAAGUGAAGAAGGGAGGGUCAUACAUGUGCCACAGGUCUUACUGUUACAGGUAUCGCUGUGCAGCAAGAAGCCAAAAUACACCGGACAGCUCAGCUUCUAAUCUUGGUUUCCGCUGUGUUUCUCAGGGGAAACGAUAAUCUCACCUGCUUGUCUUAAACACACUUUUACUGAAGCUGCAACAACCCGUUGUUGACUAUGCAGGAAGGACAUGCAACCUGUGAUCUGUGAUCUCAUUGCCAAACAUCUGAAUAUGAUGGACAGUAAAUCUUCUCUACUAUGAUAUAUGUUCACAGUAUUCUCACUUUUUAUAGUUUUUCAGAUGUUUUCAUAAGAAAUGAAUGGAAAAGCUUUCUCUGGCCACCUUUGAGCACUGGUGGGAAAAAUAUUAAUAAUUCAAGUUACUGUACCUUUCACUGGAACAGAUUAGUGUGUUUUUUUUUUUAUUGUUGCCAUUAUCAGCUAAAAGCUGGUUCUGCUGAAAGUAAAUCUUAAUGUACAGAAAAUGACUUUGCUGUAAAAUCAUUAUAGAAACUUGUACUUUUUUUGCUCAAAAUCACUGUUUCAUAUAUUUCCAUUAUAAAGUUGUUGUAAUAAAGCAGUAUUUCCUC
Molecule: messenger RNA, 1673 nt
Organism: Pundamilia nyererei
Lineage: Eukaryota; Metazoa; Chordata; Actinopteri; Cichliformes; Cichlidae
Gene: sumf1
Product: sulfatase modifying factor 1
Exons: 9
Coding region: 66-1202 (378 amino acids)
Biological process (GO): protein oxidation
Cellular component (GO): endoplasmic reticulum
Molecular function (GO): formylglycine-generating oxidase activity
Source: RefSeq, a predicted model, not a curated record